AUGGAGGUCAGCAACGUUUACUGGGAUCUCGCCGCCAAAAUCGCCUCCUACAGUGAUGUAGACGAGGCACUGUCGCUCGUGCUUGUUCACGUUGCACAUUCCUUGCCUAUACCUACGCUAGGCCCACAAGGUUCUGGUGCCAACGCUCGUUUAUCAGCCGAAUUUGGCCGUACCUAUCACGGUACUGCGCCAGACCGCUUCCUCCAGUUAAUCACUGAAGAGGAUCAGAAGUACAGCAAGGGUUAUCAAUAUAGCUGCAAUCUCCCUUACCACCGAGUGCACUUACCAUCUUCUCAGUCAAGCGGCACCGGCAAGUCGCGCAUGGUAUACGAAUGUAGGCAUCGAACUCCUCUUCUCUAUGUCUGCAUUGGACCAACUAGCGCCGAAGGACCGGCCAAGAAAGCUUAUCCCCUUCCUGACCGUGGUGUACGUUCCUUUUUCGAAGAGGCUCAGAAGACCCACAAGGAUAAGUGUAACCUUCAGAUUGCCUGUUUCCUUGGCGCUUGGUUCUCGGAGCUUGCUCAACGCCUCGCCAACUUGCCCACUCAGCAGCAAAAACACGACUAUCUGAUGCAGCUCAACCAUCUCCAUCUAAAGGAUGGUAUCAAUGCUGAACGCACCGACUUCUUCCAAACCGUUUCCGAGCGCGCUUCUGACACCCUCAAGCGUGCCGACAGCAGCUUUGACGAAAAGUCGAAACAUAAUGAACUCUUCACCGCUCACCUCAAAUCGCCGCUUGCCGCCCUCGAACGAGAGAUGAAGUGUAUCAUAGCUCACAUGCACCCGCCCCACGACCACGGCGAAUCAUCACCCAGACCUCCUGUCAUUGUGGCCUUCGACGGGUGUGUCGAACUCAACGUCGGAUACGACCCAAACAUAAAUCAGCUCAACAGCCUUCACCGCGCAUGGAAUUGGAUCAGCAUCGAGCAAGCCAGAACCAGGACCACGACGUUCUGGCUUGUGUUGAUAAGUACCAGCAUCAGCGCGGCCAUUCUUGUCACGCGCUCUGCUCCGAGUGGGUCCUCCCGUGGCAUAGACCGAGUGCCACAGCCCAUUUUCAUCGACUUUGGUUUUGACAUGCUGCUUUCAGAGCAACCCAGCCUUUCUUGCGCCUCGCAAGCUUCUGCAGAUUCUCACAUCAUUUACUACGGACGAGCGCUGUGGAAGGCAUGCAGUCCUGAUGAUCUCUGGCUGAUGGCCAAAUUCAAGUUGACAGGUGGUGAAAACUUUCGAAUCUACGAAACCGCCCACUGCUACAGUGUCUUGGCGUCUCGUCUCGGGCUAACCCUUUCGCCGACUGAAUCGCCAGGAUCGGCACUCUUCGAAUGGCAGAAGCAAUUCGCGGGCAGUGCAGUAAAUCGCCACAUGCGCAUUGUCACACAUGUUACCAGCGAGGGUGUCAUGCACGUUGAAUCUCCAUCAGAGCCUGUGCUAGCCAUCGCUGCCUCCAAUAUCAUGCUGGCUCCCUACCUCCAGACACGUCAGAAAGCGAGAGGCUACAAGUAUGCAGACAUUCUCAAGAGAUUUCAGCAACGUUGCUUGCUCAACCCCGGGGUUCCCUUGCGCAAAAGAAUCGAACAACCCAACCCAAAGGAAUCGUCGGACACCCAACACGUGGGCGCCAGCAUCUACGCCAAGCCCGUGCCUCUCGAAAGCGUUCUUGAGAACCUUGCCGAGCUCGACGAUGCCAAUCUCGGUGCGCUGCGCCAACGCCUGGAAGACGUCUACGAUGCCGGCUCGCGCACCGAACGGCAUGCAAUUCCGUUCAGAGAUCAGUUGCAGUCGGCUUCCGCUACGCUGCCGAUAUGGAUCAACUUUACGCAUUUCGACGUGCUGCCCAAAGCGAUCAACGAGAUAACACCCGAAUUUCUGUGGUACUGUUGGAAACGUGGAGUAGCCGUGCAAAUGGUGCACGCGCAGUAUGGUAUCGAUGGCAUCAUCCCGGUUUUCGUAGGUCAUCUCGACCGGCUCUUCGUUGAUGGUUCAUCCACUGAUGCCUCUAACAUCACCCAUGAGCCCAGAGAGGCCGAAAUGCACGCUGCGCGCUACAUGACCUAUGUUGUCUGGGAGGCAAGAAGCCGAAAGGAUACACAGAGCACCACGGUCCCUGCUAGUUCAGCGCCUGUCGUUGCUGGACCGGUGAUCAAGAGCGCCUCGAUGGCACCGCCAAACGAGAAGCCACUGACCGAACAGGCUCUGCUGAGCGUGCUUCUCGACCUUGGCACAAGCACCGGAUUCAAACGUGCGCCAGACGGCUUACAACCGCAAGUGAAGCAUAUUACCGGUCAACAGUGUCCUCGGCUGUGUAUUCAGGGUGUGCUCGAUCCGCACACUUACCCCUGUCUGGACCUUUUCGAGCUCCGCCCAACCUUGGUCGAGAUUCUGUCGUCUAGCUCUGAUCCCGCACCGAACCCUCUCAACAGCAUCGAAAAGACUCUGUGGAAUGAGCACAACCAGCCCGUUUCUGAUUCCAUCUAG
Messenger RNA from Mycosarcoma maydis (corn smut), 2478 nucleotides. RefSeq lists its product as uncharacterized. The transcript has 2 exons. Bases 1 to 2478 code for a protein of 825 amino acids. Lineage: Eukaryota; Fungi; Basidiomycota; Ustilaginomycetes; Ustilaginales. The record is from RefSeq and is a predicted model, not a curated record.